Molecule: messenger RNA, 2448 nt
Organism: Fonsecaea nubica
Lineage: Eukaryota; Fungi; Ascomycota; Eurotiomycetes; Chaetothyriales; Herpotrichiellaceae
Exons: 2
Coding region: 1-2448 (815 amino acids)
Biological process (GO): P-body assembly; deadenylation-dependent decapping of nuclear-transcribed mRNA
Cellular component (GO): P-body
Molecular function (GO): RNA binding
Source: RefSeq, a predicted model, not a curated record
AUGUCGUUCUUUGGCUUCGACACUUCCCUUCCCAGGGACAAGCCUGAGGGCGCAGGCAAGGGUAUUUUUGAACACACAAACCCUUUCGCCGAGGUCGCAAAAGCUAGGAAAUUGCAGGCGUUCCAAGACAGCCAGGACGAGAUUCUCGACUUCGAAGAUACAUACGAUGGCCUAGGCGAUCAACUCGAAGAGGCCGGCGAUGACUUCAACGAUGAUACCUUUGGUGGCGGCGCUGAGGGUGCUACAGGCCACGGCGCCGUGGGACAAGAUUAUGACUUUUUUGGGAAAACGGCACAGGUCUCAAAUGUCAUCAACGAGGAGCAUGUGCGCUACAACUUGCAACAUCCACAACAAUCGGCAGCGCACGCGCAACCCGCAAAGGCCAAGAGGACCGGAUAUGAGAGAUAUCAAGAUCCGGGUUACAUUCCAGAUAUCCAGGCAAAAUCCGGGGCUUGGGGCACAAAGUCAAGCACAGCCGCUGCUCCAUCUGGCGAUGGCCGCAUCAGUACGGCUCGCAGUACUGCUCCAGUGUUUUCCGUUGCUCCUGAGCCUUCACCACCACCGGCACCCAUUUCGCAACCUCCUAUGAUGACCCUCGAACAGGUUGAGGCAGCGCUGCUCGCUGAAUCUCAAGCGCGACAGGCACAGCUCGCAUAUUCUCAACCUCAGCCAUAUCCGUUCCCAGUCCAGCCAAUGCACUCACAACCUGCACAGCACUUCCCAGGCAUGGGACUUCCUCCCGGCUUGCCUCCCCAGCCUCAAUCGCAGCCUCCUCUCGAUGCUCCUAGGAGUCAUACGCGUAUGCCCUCACAGCCACGUGCACCUCAACAGCCUCAGCAGCCUCUGCAAAUUCUGCAAAAUCCAAACAGAGCCCGUCAUUCACCUCAGCCAAGUCUUGAUAGAUCUCAACCCAUCCCACCAAUGGGAGCUCAAGCACCUGGUGCCUUGCCGGUCAUAACUCAUACUCAACAGCUAAUGGAUCUCUCUGAGGAACAGCGACGAGUGUAUCUGGAAGAAGAUACCAAAAGGGCAAAGAGGAAUCAUAAGAUCUUCCUGCUUUCCAAGGGAAAUGGCAUGAUGACCCCUCAGGAUAAGAAUUUCAUCACCCGCAUCCAACUUCAGCAAUUGGUGGCGGCCACGGGCAGUUCGACGGACGCGAAUCCCGAAGCUGCUCUGAACGAAGAUUUUUACUACCAGGUCUACAGCCAGAUCCGGGGCGCUCCAAGACAACAUCCUACUCAACCUCUAGGUCAUUUUGCGCAAACCUAUCUAUUCCAAACGGGUUCGCGUGUAGGCGGCAGACGCCAACAGAUCACCGGAGACAACCACAUGCAGAGAAUGCAACAACAAGUCCAGCGUGCAGUUGAAGCUGCCAAGCUCAAACCGAAGAACAAGCAGCUAAUCAUCGAGGGCAGCUUGGGUAAAAUCUCCUUCAGCAAUGCAAAGACACCAAAGCCUCUGCUCAACAUCAAGCGACAAGAGGGGACUGACAACCGGCCGGCAAAUGCGAGAAAAGGUGUAAGUGCCAGUGACCGCAAGACGAUUUUGAAGAAUAUCGAAGCUGUGUAUACAACCCUGAUGCGCAUGGAGGAUCAUGAACGACAGAUGCCGCCUCCACCUACUGAAGGCGACGCGGAUUCAAUCCAGGCACAUCUUGAGUGGCGACAAAAGCAACAGGAGCUCGGCAACAGUCUAUGGCAAGAUCUGAAGGUUCUCGAUCCCAUCGUCCCGGGAUCGACCAUUCCACAUCCCUUUAUUGCCUUCUUGUCAUUUGCCAAAGGCAAAAAGGCAAUUCCUCGUGUCUUCCAUCAAAUUGAUCAGGACAAAAGACUGACCAUCUUGACGAUGAUUGUGGUCCACCUUGAUCAGCUUGAUGUAGUCAAGGAUGCGCACCCUGCACCCGGCGAAUCACAACCUCCGCCACUUGUGCGGGAAGAAAUCGAGUUGUUCUCACAAGCCGUCAUGCCGUGCUUGUUAUCGCAUGUUAGCGAAGUACCCGUCAAUAUCAUCACCGGCCUGUUAGGGCUUCUGAUCGACCACACAAAUAUCUCGGUGGUUGUGCACACCAAAAUUGGGUUGGGUAUGCUGACGAUGCUGUUGACCCGCGCCGAAUUGGUGAAGGAGGCCGGUUCCGUCAGUGAUCAGGACUGGCAACAGUGGACCAUGUUAUACAGUCGCCUUUUUGAUAUGUUGGAGCCUCUUCUUAGUUCACUAUUCCCUGGCCCGGUCAAUUCCGGCGAGGACAUGUACGUUUGGCAGUUCCUGGCUGCCAUCGGCAUAUGCGCCAGCCCCGACCAACAACAGAGGCUUGUUAUCGGUGUGAAGGACAGGGUUAUGGAGACAGUCCUUCAGAGCAAGACAUUGCCCCCUGAAAUGUCGAGCGUCCGACUAGGAAAUGUCAAUCUAUUCAUGAGAGCCAUUGGACUUGAUGUCGAGAUGCUGGGAUAG